Paramecium primaurelia is the source of this 1511-nucleotide messenger RNA. Lineage: Eukaryota; Ciliophora; Oligohymenophorea; Peniculida; Parameciidae. The record is from the annotation of a GenBank genome assembly.
AUGUAAAACCGUCCAAGCUCCAAACAUAGAUAUUAAUAAAUGUCUACUAUGGAUUCAAUCAAUCUUAAAGAGAAAUAAUUAUACCAAUCAAAUAGCAGCGUUUGUAAAUCAACUUAGCAUUUAUAAAAAUUCUAGAACUAUCUUAAGGUGCUAUCCUAAGACCUGAUUAAAUAUCAAAUUAAUAGCAAUAUGGUUAUUCUUAAAUUGACAAGAAAAUUGCUUAAUAAGCAGUCUCAUAUAGUAUAUUCAUAAUCAAAUAUUAGAUCCUAUUACUGGUGCCCCCCAAAUCAGAAAUCCAAUUAAUUAUCCAAUAGAGACAUAAUUAUAAAAAAAUACACCCUAUGGUAUCCAAUUACAUUUCAAUAACUAUACUACAACCGCAGGCCAAAUUGGAUCUGGAACAAAACCAAAUGAUACCUAAUUUGAAAAGAAUUUGAAUAAGUUUUUUGCAGCAGAUGAUCCAAAUCAGGUAUAAUCAUAAUCUCAUUUAAAAUCUAAUGAUGCUUAGCCUUUAUCAUCAAAUCCUUAAUUUUAAAAGAAUCUUGUUAAAUUUUUUGCAGCUGAUGAUCCCUUUUAACCUAAGAGAAAAAAUAAUUUAAGAUAGAGUAAUUCUAGAUCAAUAAAUUAAUAUUCAUAAUAAUUUAAUUCAUAAUAUCAAGAAUAAUUAUUAAAUAAUCAAUAAUUUAAAAAAAAUUUAACUAAAUUCUUUGCUGCAGAUGAUCCAACAUAAAUAAAAAAACAUCAUUCAUAAAAUAAUAAUCCUAAUCCUAGUCAAUAGAGAUAUCAACCAUUAAAUGAUCCUCUUCUUGAUUCCAGAUAAGUUUAUUAUCAAAAUUCUAAUAAAAAUUUUGCUGGUGAUGAUCCCUCUUAAUAAAAAAUAUAGAUUUCUUAAUAAUCUUAAUAAUAAUAAUAAAUCAAUUCUAUUGAGUAAAAUAUACUCUAAAGAUUAGAAUAAGAUCCAAGAUUCUAAAAAAAUCUUUAGCAAUUUUUUGGAAUUGAUGCUGAAUUUCAACAAAAUUAGAAUAUCUAAUAGACGUAAAUAAUUUUCUUAUUAUUCUAGAAGAAAUUAAUAUACCAGACGAUAAGAAAAUAUUAAACAAUCCAGAAUAAUAACAAUUACUGAUAGCAGUGCUGCAGCGAGAAAUCAAGUAGUUGGUUUCUUUAAAGCAAGAGGUGUUGAUGAUUUUGAUUAAUUUGCAAUUCCUGGAGGAGUGUUUGGGUUAAUAAAUAAUCCUGUUUAAGAGAACAGUUUAAUAUAUUACAUAAAUACUAUGAGAGGUGCUUAUCACAUUAAGGAAAUUUAUAUUAUUUCUGUUCUUGAUCAAAAUAGUGUAUAUUAUAUAAUCAUUAUUAAAUAGAAUGUAAAAAUAUAUACGACUUCAAAUGAUAAAAGAUUACAUUAGAAUGCAAUCUAUGAAUUAAAGAGUCUUUUGGAAAAUAAACAUAAUAUUAGAGAGAAAUUUCAUGGAAUAAUAAUAGAUUAAAGAGGAUCAUCAGAAAAAGUAUUUUGA